Rotaria sp. Silwood1 is the source of this 777-nucleotide messenger RNA. The record is from the annotation of a GenBank genome assembly. Lineage: Eukaryota; Metazoa; Rotifera; Eurotatoria; Philodinida; Philodinidae.
AUGACACAACCAGUUUCACCACUUCCAACUAUUACUCCAUCCAUUGACCAACCUCUUGGUGAUAUUGUUGCAAAUUGGACAUCUCGUCCUCAUCCUCUUGAUAAUCCAUUGUAUCAUACAAUUAAAGGUCAAUAUUGUCGAUUAGAAUUACUUAAUUCAAAAACUAAUUCAAAUAUAAUUCAACAACUCUAUGAUGCAUUCAAACCAACUGAACAAACUCAUUUUACUUAUUUGCCAUAUGGACCAUUUCAAACAUUGGAUGAAUUCAAAGAAUUUAUAUAUUCAAAUGAAUUACCUAGUAGUAAUAUUGUAAUGUAUAGUAUACUAGUAAAUGAGGUUGCUGUUGGAUAUCUAUGCUUCGUAAGAAUUGAUCAACAAAAUGGUACAAUUGAAAUAGGAGGCAUAAAUUUCAGUCAACAUUUAGUACGAACAAGACAAGGCACUGAAUCAAUUUUUUUAUUAUUAGAAUAUGCAUUUGAUAUACUUGGUUAUAAACGUGUACAAUGGUCAUGUAAUGCAUUGAAUAGUAAAUCAAGACAAGCAGCAUUACGAUUAGGUUUUCAAUAUGAAGGUACAUGGUUAAAAACAUUCAUAUAUAAAGGUCGAUCAAGAGAUAAUGCAUGGUUUAGUAUUGUUGAUGAUGAAUGGCCAGUAGUAAAAAAAGAAUUACAAAGAUGGUUAAAUCCAGAAAAUUUUGAUAUUAAUGGACAACAAUUGACUAAAUUAAAUGCAGCACAAGUUAAUCCACGUCAAGACAAAGUUAUAGAUAUGAAAUAA